GCAGCCACGCAUUACAAUAGAAGAAGAAAAAUAAGCAUCCUAGCAUUAGCUGCAGCCUCGGUUGCUUGUAGGUGAUUUAGGUCUAAAGGAACGAAUAGAGGAUAUUUUGCUGCCAGGGCCAUGUCUGACACAGAAACGAAACCAUCAACAACCGAUGGAGGGGACAAGAAAGACGGGGGAGAGUACAUUAAACUGAAAGUAAUUGGUCAGGACAACAGCGAGAUUCACUUCAAAGUGAAGAUGACGACAUCGCUGAAGAAGUUGAAAGAGUCCUACAGUAAAAGACAGGGUGUACAGCCGGACAUGCUGAGGUUUCUCUUUGAGGGCCAGAGAAUCUUAGACCACCAAACUCCCAAAGAGCUGGGAAUGGAAGACGAAGAUGUAAUUGAAGUCUACCAGGAACAGACCGGGGGCUUACGGAUUAAUUAAUCCGUCUCUGGUCGCUUUGACACACAUUUCCUGUUUUAUUUGUUGUUAUUUUUAUAUAUAUAUAUUUUGAUAAGUGAUAGUCACACUACUCUUUUUAGUUUGGUUUGUCUGGAUGACAGCGGAAAGGUGGGCUUUAGGUAACUUGGACAGUAGGGUCUUGUUUCAUUACAUGCCCCUUACACCCUUCCAACCCUGACGUGUGGAUUUAUGAUCUAGCCUAGCUUAAAAGUGGACCGUGGGUCCUGCGAUUAAGCUUUCACUGUUUCAUUUUUGACCUCUGACCUCUUGGAAUGGUUUGUGUACUGUUUGUUCUUCACCCCUGAAAUCCAUCAAAACCGUGCUACUUUAAGGUACACUUUCCUAGGGUGCAAGUGUGAGUGAUUAAACAAGACCAGGCAUCUUGAGGCAGGUUGGAGAGGAGAUUUUGGAGGAUAUGAACUUCAGACUACCUCCUUUUGGGGUUUCUUUUCCCCACAAUUUUACUAGUCAGUCUCUGAACUUGUCUCGGUCCACUGACCGCGAGUAGAAUUUUGUAUUUCAGCUUGAGUAUACUCAAAAGUAUACUGUACUCCCUCACUGAAUUCUAAUCAAGUCGAGUAUACUUCCUCACAGUCUAUGGAAAGCUGGCUAUAGAGAAGCCUCCAUCAAGACUCCCUGUUCCUGUUGAGUCCAAAUUGCCCUACCCUAAUCAUGCUGAUUCUGUGAAUUAGUAUUGUCAUUGUAUUUUUUUCCCCUUCCUGGUCUGGGUUUUGUUUACACUCUUUUUUUUUUUUUUGUUUGUUUUUGUAAUUGUCUCCGUAGCUGAUUAGGAUAAAUGGAUGUUAACAGUAGCACACUCAUCAGGGACUGUUGGCUAGACACUCACCUGUACCAGAAUAAUACCAGUUUAGCACCCACGUCACUUGAACCACACCCUGUCUAUAAGUCUGUACAUAGAAAUAUGUAAUUAGUUUCCAUUGUGGUCCUUUACGAUAUAUUUGUGUUAAACUAAUUGAAUUCAUAAAGACACGGAUUAUUUCAAAUUUCAUAAAGAACAUAGUCUCUUGUUUUCCAUUGAUACUUGUAAAUAUACAUUCCCACAUUCCCAGUGGAAUGUUGUGCGGCACCUCGGAAAUUCUGAACUUUUGACAGGCUUCGGUUCUCUUUAGCAUAGUGAAGGCUUAUCAUCACCGCUGUCACUACAAUCAAUUUGCCUCAGUAAUAUGUAUUAUAGUAUACAAGAAAGUAUUUUCUAAAAGCAAAAGUCAAACAAUUGUUACCCAUCUUGUAUAUUUUGUAUAUUCUUUCACUGUUUUAUUAUUUUUUACUGGAUCAUUACUACGUUUUGUUUAAGUUUGAUUUUGUCUUAGGAAAGUAUGAGAAUAAGUUGUUAAGCUCUGUUUUAAGAUUCUAGGUUUUUCAUCUCAGGAAUCAAGAUUGAGUUAUUCUAAAAAAAAGCAAAAAAGCAAGCUUUCUGGCUGUGAUGAACCAUGGUUCACUCUGGCAGCCCAUAAUACGUUCACUUUCUGGGUUACCAUGGUGAGUCCAGCACACAGCUAUAGCGGAAGUGAAAAUAGUUGGAAUGACUGUGGUGUACAUUAGGUUAGAAUACACUUUUUAAAAGAAAAUAAAAAUGCUGAACAGA
Molecule: messenger RNA, 2053 nt
Organism: Alosa alosa (allis shad)
Lineage: Eukaryota; Metazoa; Chordata; Actinopteri; Clupeiformes; Clupeidae
Product: small ubiquitin-related modifier 1-like
Exons: 5
Coding region: 121-429 (102 amino acids)
Biological process (GO): protein sumoylation
Cellular component (GO): nucleus; PML body
Molecular function (GO): protein tag activity; ubiquitin-like protein ligase binding
Source: RefSeq, a predicted model, not a curated record